CGUCAGUCAGCACGUCCAGCGCUCUGAUUCGCCACGACUUUUCCAACACUCGGCUCGUGUUCACCAAUCGCGAAGCAGUUGCGACCGUGUCACAACGGAGAGAUGCCGGAAAAUUUGGAAACAGGUCUUAAAACAGGAUUUUUCAGUCCGUGCGAGAUAAGUUUCGGAAAGAUAUAUAUCGAGUGGACGUAAACUAGUCGUAGGUUGAAGCGGAUAGGGACAGUGCCCCGAUGUUCGGCGCAGGAGGUACGAAAAGAAAAUCUAAGUGUGAUAAGAUGGCGUCACGCACGUCAGAUCUGGGGAAGAAGUGAGGGGCAGAGGAAAGACAGGAAGGAGGCAGGCCAGGCGAACGUCGCCAGGGGACUGCGGUGUGACAGAGAGUGUUCAUACGGGUGCUGUCAUGUCUUCUUCGAACCUUAAGAACGGCUACGUUACGAUCACGGUAAAACAUUGUGCACGAUUCACCGUUCAGUAACAUCAUCAAUGCCUUUGUUCGGCGAUAAGUAUCGUUCUAGCUCUAACGCGAUCGUUUCAACGAAUACGAUACGAAGGAGACGGAGUUAAUAUAAGCGGCAGUCAAUUUUCGUGGUGUUCGAGAAAGAACAAACGUGCAACGAUAAUCAGCUAGGCUGCUCGAGAGAGAGAAAGAACCUUCCUCUCGGUCCUGGACACGUUGAGGAGGAGGAGGAGGAGGAGCCGGUGGAGACGGAGGCGAACUGCCAAAGAGAUGCGCGAGUUCAAGGUAGUCGUCCUCGGCUCGGGCGGGGUAGGCAAGAGUGCACUUACCGUGCAAUUUGUUUCGGGAUGUUUCAUGGAGAAAUACGAUCCGACGAUCGAAGACUUUUAUCGGAAGGAGAUCGAAGUGGACAACUCGCCGUGUGUACUCGAAAUCCUCGACACCGCCGGCACCGAACAAUUCGCGAGUAUGCGCGAUCUAUACAUAAAGAACGGCCAGGGAUUCGUCGUAGUUUACAGUCUGACGAAUCAUCAGACUUUCCAGGAUAUCAAAGCGAUGAAGGAAUUGAUAACGCGCGUCAAAGGUACCGAGAGAGUGCCCGUAUUACUGGUCGCCAACAAGCUCGAUCUCGAGCAUCAACGCGAAGUAGAUACCGCCGAGGGGAACGCUCUGGCGCAACUCUGGGGAUGCCCGUUCGUCGAGGCAUCCGCGAAACACCGCACGAACGUGAACGACGUGUUCGCGGAGAUUGUACGCGAGAUGAACGUCAGCCCUGAGAAAGAGAAGAAAAGCUACUGUUGUUGCAGCAUCCUCUAAUAAUUAAUCAAAAUCCUGAACCGUGGGUUAACCAAGCCACGUUAGGUAAAGGAAAUCCAUAUAAUGGCUGGAUCGCAGUACACUUGGUGAAACUUUCGUUCAUCCAGUGCUUAGGCGUUCUCUCUCUCUCUCCCUCUCUCUUAAGCUCAACUCUUGGGCUUGUGCUGUGAAUUCGCCAAUCUGUAAGACUAAUACUAUGAUCAUAAACGCCUGGAUUCUUGUGAAUUUGAAAUACGUCAAAGACUCAUGCCGUCUCUUGGUUCUUUUUCUAUUGGAAGAUCAUAGCCUGCUGUUUGGCUGGCUGUUAAAUAUUUUAAUAUACAUGGAUAGUAUUAUGUGUAAUAUUAUUGUAAUAUAUAAUAGUAGAUAUAAGUGGGCAAUGAAAAGAGGUAACUCCGUCAGCAAAGGACCAAUACUCUGAGAGAGAAAAAAUAAGGAAAGGAAAUAGCAAAAUGAAAUAGGAAAGGACAGAUAAUGUCAAGGGUGAUAAUAGAACUGCCCUGCAGUAGUUGUUACUUGUUAACAGCGAAACCAAACUUGAUAUGUCUAGCUUUCUGCUCAAUCUAAAAAAUACACCCAUUGCGUAUUUGUUUCAGUCUGUAAAUCUCUAUUCGCAGGUUAGAUGCUGAUUAAACAAAGCAUCCAAAGCUAUUUGCAGAUAUUGAAGGAAUCACUGUGGUGGUCAGUUAUUUGAAAUAACGAAAAAAAUCGGAAAUAUUCAAAUGUUGUUUACAAUGUACAGUCAAGAAUUGAGAAGAAGAUAGAUUGCUUAGAUACAUUGUGCAAUGAUUUCCAUUAACGAUAUGUUACCUGUGCUCAAUUGUCAGAGGCUGCGGUAAAGAAUACAUUGUAUAGAGGGCUUGAAUGGUAUGUCGUUAAUGGUAUUGGUAUUGAUUGUACAGUUCUAAUGGUAGAAAUACAUUUUAUUGAGAUGAACAUGGAGUAUUGAAAUUGUUGCUAAUGAGUAGAAUUUUAUAUUCGAGACCAGGAUAUUCAGAUAGUUGUGUUCUCAUCGGCUUUCAAUAUGACUCCAUUGCAUACCAGAUAUUGUAUGUAUUCUUAUAUUUGAAUAAGAAUUACCUUCAUCAGACUGAGAAUUCAAAACUUAGCAUCCAGUGCUUUUAAUCAACCAAGGCAUGAAAUGGAAAGGAAUAAAAAGGAAAAGGAAGAAAGGAGAUUGCAGUAAUAUUACAGAAGAACAUUAGUGCAUAACGUCAAUCAUAAACAUAAUUAUAGGAUUUAUGUGGUAAAAUGUGUAUAACAGAAACAGAGAUACAAGAUCUUUAUACAAUUCCAAAAAGUUUUAUAACCAAUUUAAAAAAAAAAAAAAGAAAUAAAAGAAGAAACCAGCAAGAGGAUGUAAGACUUUGAAAUGUGUUUUUUCACGAAGGCUUGCUGGUACAUUGAUCCCUUCAACUGCAAAAUACAUAUGUGGUACUCAUAAUAAUCAAUAUAUCCAUUGCUUUCUAUGAACGAAAAAUCUCCUUUCGAACUGUUAUUGAGUUCGUGAAUGUAAACAAAUAGAUAUAACGAAAAAGAAAAAAAAAAAAGAAGCAAUGGACUCCCUUAUAAGUAGUAGUAGGUCGUGUGUAAUUUUUCUCGUGUGAUCAAAAAAAAAAUCAUAUUAUCCAAUGUUAAAAACCGCUUUUAUACCAUAACAGUCAUUACAUUAGCUCGAUAUGUUAUUACUUAACGCCACACCAUCGAAGUCAUUACUUUCCGUGUGAUUGUUGCAUAACGUACCUUAACAAAAAAGCAAACAAAAAAUAAUGAAGGUUGUUCAAUCGGUUAUCUUCUAUUUUUUCUUUUUUUUUUUUUUUUUCACAAAUUUUAACUGAAGGAUGUUAAAUUCUGAUUUUAUGAAAACGAAAACGAAGAAGGAAAACAAAAUAAAAUAUGUAUUUAUAGUUUGUAUAAUAUCUACUUGUUCGUCUCAAUUAUCUGUUUUUUGGAUCAGUUGCGAAUGUUAAAUUGUACACGAUCGACAGCGUUCUCCCGUGCUUGAACGUAUCGAAGGACCGCGAUGUUGAACUGAAAAGUUUCAAACGAACUGAUGUACAGUAUUUCUAUCAUUGGUAGUUAGAAAAGAAAAAAAAGCGAGUCCAACGAUAUAGAAUUCUUGGGAAGAGUUAUCGAUCGUACACUUAAUUCGUUCUCUCCAAUUGUCGGUGCACUUUUAGAAAUGUCGUUUCGUAGCGAAUAUGCGGGGCUGGGUGUUUUCUUUUGUUUCUGCCACAAAGCAUUUAAUUUUAUUAGUUUACGCUAUUUGGAAAUUUCUCUUUUAUAAUUUUUCUCAUAUUUCGUUUAAUUGUGCGUUUCAUUAGAUAAUUAUAUAAGUUUAAAUGAUUAUUUGUUACUUUAUAUUUUUUAUUCUCAUUCCAAAAUAUUAGUAUUUAUAUAAUCUGAUAUGAUAAAAACCAUUGUACAUCAUAUAUAUAUAUAUAUAUAUAUAUGUAUUAGAGAAACGAAGUACUCGAUUAUAUGCGGGGAGAAUUCAAAGUACGGUAGCCUCGCGUAUUCGUCUAAUGAAGGGUGCUAAUACGUUUUGUCAGUUUAUAAAAUUGGUGAAGCGUAUACCGACGUAGCGAAUCGGGCCAUCUGACAUUUCAUUACUAUACUCGAAUAAUAUAAACACAGGCAAGGAGGAAAAAAUGCGGAAAGAAUGAACGGCGGGCAGGGGGGAGGGGAAGCAACACAGAUAUAAUUAUUCGUAUCUUCUAUUUUAUCACUCGGAAAAUUCAUAGUCUCGCUGUGAUCCUGUAGAUUAUAACCGCAGUUUUUCUAUUAAAAGGCGACGAUAAUAACCGCGUAUAGAAGCCUUUCAACGGCGAAUCAAAGGGCCUCUUUGUGAAACGUGUAAUCGCUCUCGCUCUAUUAUCGUUACGUUUUUUCGCUCUCCUGCGUUUUUUGUGCUUCGCGAAAACCAUAGAUCGGCGAAAAGAAUAAUAAUAAAAAAAAAAAUAAAAAAAAAAAGGAAAGGAAAAGAAACGAAAAAAAAGGAGGAGAAAUGGUAGAGUGAGGGGUUGAACACGGGGUGGGGAGAGGGGAGGGAGAGAGGAAAAAGUAAAUGACGCUCAUUGACUGCCCGCGGGAUAGCUUUCUAAGUACAUAUUAUGUACACAACUAAAUGCAUGAGAAAAACGGAAUAAAGAAAAAAAGUUUCUAUAUUUAUAUCGCUUCUGAAUGUAACGCACACGUUUCCCCGGCGCGGGAUCGCGUUUUAAGAAUAUUUUUCUAAAGAGUGCGCUGAAGACUUUUUGUACACAAGAGAAAAGAAAACGAAAAGAAACUCAAAAAUAUAGAAAAAUGCAAAAAAAAAAAAAAGAAAAAGGAAAUGAAGUAAUGAUAAUGAUAAACGAACUGUCCUUUUACUUGGAAAGCUAUCAAGCAUUGAGAAAAUAUUAGAAGAAAAAAAAAAAUCGAGCUUCGUCUGAGUGAGCAUAUCAAGUGUCAAGGACCAGGUGACGUUUCGUUUUCUUCCUUGUUUCUUGGCUAGCAAAUUCUUUUUAGUAUUAUCUCUUUUUUUUAAAUUUUCUUUUUUUUUUUUCUAUAACGUGAAAGAAAAAGAUUUAAGGGAAAGAAAGCACAAGAAUUCACCACCUACAAAAAAAAAAAAACGAUUCGCAUACGAUUUUAUAAUUAGAUAUAAAUAAAUGAAUAAAUAAAUAAAUGAUAUAAAUAUAAAUAUAUAUAAAUAUAUAUAUAUAUACAUACAAUAUAUAUGUAUACAUGCAGAUUUGUUACGCAACUGGGUCACAUUAAUUCGAGAAACACCACGAUUUAGAUGUAUAUCGGCCUUUCAGUACUACCUGCGUAUGAUAUUGAGUACGAAAUACGUUAUAUUUUUUACAAUGUGAAGAAUCUGUAAAUAUUAUAGCGUCGAAUUAUAUAAUAAUAAUAAUAUUAAUAAUUAAUAAUAAUAUUAAUAUUAAUGGAGGAAAAAAAUGAACAAAUACUGAUCUGACAUUCGAAAAGACAACAAUGAGAAUGGCUUACAGUAAAAAAAUGUGCAUUUCAUUGACAAACGAUGACGUUCGCGAGAUAUAGUUAUGUUUCUUUGUUGUUUUAGCCCGUCUUUCUUUGGUUUGUUAUUCUUUGAUCGGAUUAGCUAUACAUUCGAGCGAUAUCACUUGGGUAGACAAGAAACAGAUACUCGAUAACAACACACAUCCGCAAAAAUUGUUUGCUGGUAUUUUCAAUAUUUUUCUCCAUCGCGUUUGUUAAUCACGUCGAUGAAAAGAAAGGGAAAUAGGCGAAAACAGAACGUGCAUUAUUUUUUACUAGUAAUGAAAGGAAAAAAAGAAGAAUAAAAACGUAAGAGCAUGUGACAUUCGUGUAUUUCCCCGUUUUAAAAUGCGAUUGAAAAUAAACAAGUAUCUUUUCUUUCUUCUUUUAUGUAACAAAGUAUUCUCAUUCUUGAUUUAAUUUUCACUUGUCGAACUUCUGCUUUCAGUUAUUAAACGUUAUAUUGUAUUCUGUUUAUAUUACCAGCAUAAGAAUCUAGUCACUAUAGAAAUCUUGUAACUCAAUGACAUGGAAAAAGUUGUAAGAAAGUACGGUUAUAAGUUGGAGAAAAUAAUGGCUUUAUUGUGAGAGGGAUGACUGUACUAUCCUAUUGUCUAAUUAAUUAUUUUAUACCGAAAUUAUUUUAAAUACUAAUUUUCUUGUCUAGUGUAGAAGGAAUGUAGCAUGGAUUUAAUAUUUGUAGAUUAAAGAUAGAAAUCGUAAUUUAAUUUCAAAGACAAUAGGCUGUUACAGCAAUUUUGUAUCAUAUACCAAAUUUUUUCCAUGAAAGCAUUGAGACUAUCCAGAUGAAGCUACCCACUUGAUUUUUGCCUGACUCAAUACUGGUGCACAUUUUUUCUUUGUAUGCAAUUUUUUUCACAUUUUUUUAUUACUAACCAUUGUACUGGCAUUUUGGAAAUAUCGCACAAAUAUAAUAUAGAAUAAAAACAAGCAA
Molecule: messenger RNA, 6233 nt
Organism: Frieseomelitta varia
Lineage: Eukaryota; Metazoa; Arthropoda; Insecta; Hymenoptera; Apidae
Gene: Rap2l
Product: ras-related protein Rap-2a
Exons: 1
Coding region: 728-1273 (181 amino acids)
Biological process (GO): negative regulation of cell migration; Rap protein signal transduction
Cellular component (GO): plasma membrane
Molecular function (GO): GTP binding; GDP binding; GTPase activity
Source: RefSeq, a predicted model, not a curated record